Acanthosepion pharaonis is the source of this 4611-nucleotide messenger RNA. The record is from the annotation of a GenBank genome assembly. Lineage: Eukaryota; Metazoa; Mollusca; Cephalopoda; Sepiida; Sepiidae.
AUGGUUGACGAGGAAAAACCGUCUUAUUGCUCACUGCCCGCUUCAAAAGGCAACUGUGACGAAGCAAUCAAUCAAUUCUUCCAUGAUCCCACCGAUGGGCAUUGCAAGGCUUUUAUUUACAGCGGUUGCGGAGGCAAUUUCAACCGGUUUUCAACAAUCAAAGACUGUGAGACGACUUGCACAAAUCCGUGCACGACCCCCGUCUAUACCGUUUCUUGCUUUGAAUCCCCAUCUAUCCGAAACUUCUACUACGAUCGGACAGUUGACGCCUGCCUGCAGUUUGAGACCGGAAUGUGCGGCGGAAGCAGCAACAAUUUCCAAAGCAAAGUACAAUGUGAAAAGAAGUGCAUCAAAAAUGUCUGCGAGUUAAAGCCUCUACCAGUGCUUUGUGAAGAUGAGAUAAAAAGGAUUUACUAUGAUCCAAAGACUCAAACCUGUAGACAUUUCUACGAUGUCUGCCUGGCAGACGGUAAUAGUUUCGCGACUGUACAAGACUGCGAAAAGAAAUGCGUGAUAAAAACUCAAACUUGCCACCUCGCCAAGGAUCAGGGUCAUCCGUGUCGCUAUUUCUAUUACGACGUCAGAAGCAAACAAUGUCAACGUUACAGUGCAGGAAAAUGUGCUGGGACAAUGAACAGCUUCUUAACAUACAGACAAUGCACAUGGAUGUGCGAGGUGAAUGCCUGCAUGCAAGAAACAGCGCUAAGCAACUGUGACUCAUCAGUCUCGCGUCAUUUCUAUAACCUGACAACGAGAGAAUGCGAGAGAAUGCCCCAUGGCAAAUGUAGUAGCAGUAUCAAUGAUUUUGAGAGUGAAGAUUAUUGCCAAGCGGAAUGUUUCUUCAAGGACAUUUGUAAAAUCCAGGUGAACCAGGGCACGUGUAAUGGUUCAGAGUCUAGGUGGUACUUUAAAAGUGAGACUGGCCGUUGUGAAAAGUUUUCUUACAGUGGCUGCGGCGGGAAUGCAAACAACUUCCUGUCGGAGGCCAUUUGUGAAAAAGCGUGUUUUCGAAAUCGCUGCCAGUUGCCGAAAGGUCCAGUACCGUGUAGAACACCUCAGCAUAAUUACUAUUAUGAUUUGGAAUCAGGGAUAUGUUUUUUUAGCAACAUUACUUGCUUAAGCAGCGGGUUCUCGACACUUGAGCAGUGCGAACAGACGUGCAUAGUCGAUAACCCGUGCCGUGCACCCGUCCAAGAGACAUCUUGCGAAAUGACGUUCACACGUUAUUUCUAUGAUAGUCUCAAGCGAGAAUGUACUAGUUUUGAGUAUGCUGGCUGCGGUGGAAACGCAAAUAACUACGAGUCAUUCGAAGAAUGUAACGCGGCUUGUCAAGACAAAGAGGAAAGCCUCACUUUACCGAAAUCCGUAAAUAUUAAUAAACCAAUCGGAAUACUUUCCAACGCCAGCGGACGAGGCUCGUCUAUUCUGGUUGAUGGCUAUAAAAUAUUACCGGAAUCUCAUGCAGAUAAUGAUGUCGGAAAAAUUAGCUUUGGUGGUAGUAUACAUACAGGCACACCAGAAAGCGGACCCCGCCAAAAACCACGGAUAAUUGACAAUGAAUCAACACUGUCCGGAAAGGGAAAAUUUAAUAAGAAUUCGUCGCUUGAGAAUGAUGAGCCUACAACAGAGGUUCAUGGAGAUGCUGACCGGAUCGAACCGGAAAUAAGUGGUGACCGUUGCACAUUACCCCUAUGGAUCGGAUCAUGCAACAAAUUUUUCAAACGGUUCUACUUUGAUCCGAUCACCCAUACAUGUCAGCAGUUUACUUACAGUGGUUGUGAGGGCAACGCGAAUAACUUCUUAACAAUGAAAGGGUGUAUGAAAGCAUGUGUGGACAUAUGCUACGCUCCAGUCGAGAUGGGGCCAUGUAAAGUAAAAGUAAACAGCUAUCGUUAUAAUACAUCAUCUGGAAUGUGUGAGCACAUCCCAGUCAGUAAAUGUAGCAACAGCUUGAAUAAUUUUCAAGAGUUGGAUACUUGUGAGAAAAUCUGCGUCAGAGAUGUUUGCUUGCAGAGAAAGAAGACUGGACCUUGCAGAAGUCAUAUAGAGAGAUACUAUUACGACCCGAAAACCGAUCACUGCCUUCCGUUUAUAUAUGGAGGUUGUCUCCAAAAUGGUAAUAAUUUCCUAUCUCGAGAAGAGUGUCAAAGACAGUGUUUCCAUCUGAAUCAUUGCCUCUUGCCGCCUGACGCCAACAUCUGCUCAACGUCAUUAGAGGCCACUCGCUUCCAGUUCAGCGCUAUUUCCGGAGAAUGCGAAGCAACGGACAAAAUACCUUGCGAUUCGCGGGCAAACAACUUUAAAUCCUUGCAAGAAUGCAAGUCUCGUUGUAAGCUUUCGAAUCCCUGUGUUCCUCCCUCCAAAACCGAAACGUCCUGUAAUGAAGCUUCUAAGUUUGCUAGGUUUUUCUACAACAGAAACGAAGGGGUUUGCGAAAAGCAUUUCGUAUGUACGGCAAGUGGAUUUGAAACUUUUUCCUCGUGUAAAGCAAAAUGUCUUGUGAACGUCUGCACCCUUCCCGGUGAACACGGGCCGUGCGAUCUGGACCGCGUGCGUUACUAUUAUAGCCAAGAAAAUAAAAAAUGCCGUCCGUUUCUGUACGGCGGCUGCUACGGCAAUAACAACAAUUUCGAGACUAUUGAUGAAUGUGCUUCGAGGUGCGACCCGGACCGCUGUAGUCGCCCUAAGAAAGUAGGGUUUUGCGACAAGCACUUUAAGCGCUAUUUUUACAAUUCAAAAAUUAGCUCUUGUCUUCCAUUUGACUACAGCGGCUGCGGUGGUAAUUCUAACAAUUUCCCAACUUUAAAGUCCUGUCAGAACGCCUGCGGAAUACAGAAAUGCAGUCCGUCUCCUGAUAAGGAGAAGGCCUACACUGUCUGUAAAUCAAAGCCAGAGAUAAAAGACUGCGCGUAUACAACUCAGAAACACCGUUUUUAUUAUAACUCCUCAGUUGGUCUUUGUAUGAACUUCCAGACGGGCAAAUGCGGCAGCGACAUUGGAAAUAGUUUUAGCAGCCUUGGCGAAUGCGAAAAAGCUUGCAAUAGAGAUGUCUGCCAAUUACCUCCGCUCUCUUCGCACUGCGAUGUCACAAAUAACGGACGCUUCUUUUAUGACGAAUCGGCAGACGCUUGCACGUCCUUUGACGAAGGAAUUUGUGGUGCAAACAAGAAUAGUUUUACCGACGUUCAGCAGUGCGAAAACAGGUGCGUCAAAGACAUUUGCCACUUUACCAAAGACGCCGGACCGUGCAUGGCGAUCAUAGAACGCGUGUUUUACAAUCGCUUAUCAGGCGAAUGCGAACAGUUUCAUUAUGGCGGCUGUAGCGGCAACAAAAAUAACUUCGACAGCAAGCAGCAUUGUGAGAAGCAAUGCAUGAAGGAUCCGUGCAAAAUGCCUUAUGAUUCAGGCACAGGUGAUGCGUCUAUGCCGAAAUACUACUAUGACAGUAAGAAUGGUCAGUGUCGUAGCUUCCUUUAUAGCGGUUGUGGUGGCAACCCAAACCGCUUCGACACCAUCGGGGCCUGUUUGAAAAAAUGUCAGCCUAACAGUUGUAAUCUACCGCCUGAUGUCGGUCCAUGCCGGGGGAGUUUUCACCGUUUUUAUUAUGAUUCGGAAGUUGGAAAAUGUAACCAUUUCUUUUAUGGCGGUUGCAGAGGCAAUGGGAAUAAUUUUGAAACCAUUAAACAAUGUGAAGAGACUUGCCAAAAUGACCCCUGUGUACAACCCGUCAAAGUCGGCCCUUGUGAAGCAAUAAUUAAAAGGUUUUAUUUCAACUCGAUGACUGGCGAAUGUGAGCGUUUCUACUACGGUGGUUGCGAUGGCAAUGAAAACAAUUUCAGGACGGUUGAAGAGUGCCAAAAACGAUGUGCUUGUAGUCUGCCACCAAAAACUGCAACAUGUCAUCAUAAGUUAACUCAUUUUUAUUUUGACAUGGCGACGGGACGCUGCCAUAAUUUCGUUCACAAUGGAUGCAGUGGCAACGCUAACGGAUUCUUAUCUAUAAAAGAGUGUGCCCAAGUUUGUAUUCAGAACCGUUGUGAAAAACAAAUGGACCCUGGUAGCUGUGAUAAGAAUCUUGCUCGAUUUUUCUACGACUCCAAGAAGAGACAGUGUGUUUCUUUCUUAUAUGGCGGGUGCAGGGGAAAUACUAACAACUUUCAAAGUGAGCAGCUAUGCAAAGAUGCCUGCCUCAGCGAAGAUCCAUGUUUGCAGCCGAAAAUGCCUGGUUCGUGUAAUGAAACGCACAGACGUUUUUAUUACGAUUCAAUCGAGGGGAAAUGCCUACGUUUUUUAUACGGUGGCUGUCUUGGGAACAGAAAUAACUUUCAUACUCUCUCAGAAUGCCAACGGAAGUGUAAAAGAAACGCAAAUAAAUGCCUACUUCACAAAGAGGAAGGACUGUGUUCUUCAUCAGAGGAGCGUUUCUAUUACAAUCCAAUUCUAAAAUCGUGCGAACGAUUUAACUACACUGGCUGUGCUGGUAACGCAAACAAUUUUUUAAGCAAAAGCAAAUGCGAACAGGAAUGUAAAUCCGAUCUUUGCAAGCAAUCAACGAUUGUCGGUAGCUGUUCCAGAAACGAGGAAGACGUUCGAGGUUUGACAAAUCUCUAG